This is a messenger RNA of Amyelois transitella, 1279 nucleotides long. RefSeq lists its product as uncharacterized. The transcript is spliced from 3 exons. The coding region runs from base 88 to 903 and encodes 271 amino acids. NCBI's taxonomy places the organism in Eukaryota, Metazoa, Arthropoda, Insecta, Lepidoptera, Pyralidae. The record is from RefSeq and is a predicted model, not a curated record.
AUGCAUCCAUCUCAUUCCGCGGGAAACCGCUAGCCGAGCGGGCGUCUCACCACAGUCUUACGUCGCGUUUCGAGUUCGUAAAACAAAAUGGCGUCCUCCGAUCAAGAAACGGAGAUGGAAGGAAAUGAGUUUAUGACGGAAUUUAUACAAAAAUACAAAGAAUUGGAGUGUUUGUGGCAGACUAAUCAUAUAGAUUACACAAAUAGGUACAAAAGACUUCAUUGUUUGAGAGAACUGUUGAAGAUUAUGCAGAAGAAUGACCCAUUCGCUACUUUGGCUAAAGUAAAGAGAAAAAUUAAUUCUAUCAGAAGUAACUUUAAUAAGCAGCACAAAAAGCUGAUGCAGGCCAAAGCCUCGCUUGGUGAGGAAGGCUUUGAUUUGAUCGAUAAAGCGCCGCCACUUUACUACAAUUCUUUGCUGUUCUUGAUAGACAGAAACCCGAAAAUAAAAAGGUUCAAAAGUGAAAGCAAAACCGGCAGCGAGACUCAUGAGUUCAGUGAGGACGAAAAUACGGCUGCGAUAUAUCUAGAAGAGGAUUUUUCCAAUGAGGAUGACUGUUCCAAUGCGGAAUACUCGAAGGAAGAGCCAAUAACUACAUUAUACGAAUUCGACUCCAGCACCCCUACACGGGAGGAGACGAAAAAGAAUUUCAACAAAAAAAGGAAAUUUGUUAAACCCGAGUAUGAAUCGUCUAAUUACGAUGGCCUAUUUGACUCUGAAGAAGCUGACUCUCCAACGAAACUAAGGCCUCUGUUCAACGCUUUCGGCGAACACGUCGCUGAGAAGUUGAGAUGUAUGCCCAGAGACGUGGCGAUUUAUUGUCAAAAAAUUAUAAACGACGCGCUUUUUUACGCUGAAACGGGCAAUUUGAAUCACACUUCUCAUAUUAUUACGGACAAUUAAAUGCAGUGUUGUGUUUUAUUUGGGAUUAGGUUUCGUUAAAUAGAGUGACGGUCCCUGUGGCGCAGCGGUAGCGCGGUAGGCUGCGACACAGAAGGUCCCGGGUUCGAAUCCCGGAUAGGGCAUGAUGAGAAACGAACUUUCCCUGAUUGGCCCGGGUCUUGGAUGUUUAUCUUUAUAAGUAUUUAUAAUAUAAUAAAAUAUAGUAUCGUUGAGUUUGUAUCUUGUAACACAAGUUUCGAACUUAUUUCAAGGUUAACCCAAUCUGUAUAAUUCGUACCGUAUAUAUUUAUAAUUAAUUUGUUUUAAUUAUUUACUUUUUCUUAACAUUAGAGGGUAAGUCCGUUUUUAUACUUUUACAGGGAACCUUAUUAUAGAA